CCAAGAGUGCUGCUGCUGGACAAAGAACCAAACAAAUGUGAAGACAGCAAAGAAACGUCAGCGACGUUGGUUUGUCAAGAAAAUCUUCGCUGUGUUCAUCUAGUUGCAGCAGUACGCUGUACGUCGUAAGCGUUGCAGGAUGUUGAGCGAAAUUCAAUAGUAGGAGACGUUGUAGUACCUCAAGAUUUUCAUCAGGUUUUGGUUUUCUCCUUUAUACAACGACAACGAGGGAAGCACUCAAGAAAGUCGAGGAUCGCAAGUGAUCGCGUCAGCGACGUAACAUGACGAGUGACUACCACAUUGCAUUCCUAGGAAAUGUAUUCAGGUAGAUGAUAGUGAUACAGCUCUCCCUCUCUGAAUGAUGAAGAAAAGUGUUCGGUCUUCGUCAUCGACGAUCAACAUCAUCAAGGUGGUUUCGAAAAAGUUAUCUAGACAUUUUCAGACUCUGGGGAUAUCCUCCAUAUCGUUUAUGCCUACGUUGCGCGCGUUUGAUGCCCUUGCCCGCGCGCGGUUAUAAAGAUGCCCGCGAUUGCGUGCAACAAGGGCCGUGCCCGCGGGAGAACAAUUGCAAUCGCACAUUGCGAUCGUUUGCGCAGUAUUUGUAGAAGAAGUGCCAGUCUGGACAGUCGCCCAGAAAUCGUGUGCCCAACCUGCCUCGCGACGCGCGUUGAAGCUGCGCCCUGGUCGCCACGUAGCUAGAAGACGACAGAAGAUAUGUGUCAACUUCAUCGUGAAUAUACGAGUACGCUUGCUUAUUCAUCUGUUUACGCACCUUGAAGUUCCCACGCACGAAUCAAUAUGAGGGAACUAAAGGUUACUUAUAGAUUUGUGUCUCCAGACAGCAGCGUCAAUGCCGCUUUUUUGUUUUCUUUGACGCAAAUAUGUCCAUACAUGUUGUUUGACCGGAGCCCGGUUUCUUUGAGUGUUUUUCUCCGUUUUCCUACCUUUACCUUCUAAGCCUUUUUUUUAAUCCUGAUUUGUUGUUGGCAUGGGCUAAGCACUAUAUUGCUUGACUUCUUAUAUUUCUUCAGAUGUUUGUUAUAGUUGUUGUGGCGUUGUGCAGCUUCGCAAGCAUUUGUAUCGACUUACCUCUAUGGCUUCUUUCUGAAAGAAGACGGGACCAACAUUUUCGAUGAUACAUGUGAAGCACUGAAAAAAACCGGAGCUCGUCUGCUUUGUAUUUUUUUUAUGUUCGAAGAAGGUCCAAUUCCUUUUUCUUACUACACUGAUUCGAUCCGUGGUAAUGUAUAGUUUUAGUUGGUCCCAUCUACACGACCAGUACCUGUACAACUACAUCUACAACGUCUAUGUCUAUCUUCAAUUUUCAUCUACCAGAGAAAUAUCUUACCUAGUUCUGAAAAUGGUGAAACAGUGCGACCGGUGUAAAGCCGAAUUUAAGGGUUUUGGGACAACAUGUCCGGAAUGUCGGAGGAGUGGGCCAGCACCAAACUCAGGCAGCACACCGGCGUCAUCCUCAACUGCUUGCAUCGUGUGGUAAUUUUUGACCCAUGAUACAUUUUGUGGCGUCUUGACUUGCUGCUCUUGCAGUGGUUCAUUUCGCGUUCAACACGCACCAGGAUGUUUGAAUAUUAUAUAUGAAGAACUUCCUAUAGAGUAGUAAACAGUUCGUUGUAACAACAUCUUCUGUUCCACCCAUUCAUUCUUCAGCAACAAAACGGUAUAUGCGAUGGAAAAGCUAGUAGUGGAUGGCGCCCUGUUCCACAAAGACUGCUUCCGGUGUAAAGCCUGUAACGGCAAGCUGUCAAUAGGGAAAUUUAGUCGCGCACCUUCCGGCGAAUUUUUCUGUCCAACGCACUUCAAGGAGCUCUUUCGGCUACGAGGAAAGUACGAUGAGGAUCCGUCGAAGCUGAAAACAGCUCACGACAGCGUCAUCAACUCAGCUGAGCAACUUCCUUUUUCUGGCGCAGACGACCAGAGGAGUAGUGAUGUGCCAAGAGCCACAAGCAUGGAGGGUAGUCAUCAACAGCCAUCACCGUGUCUGCCAGGUACGAUGUCAGCGGGAGGAGACGUGAUAAAAAAUGAGCACGCGGCGGUUACCAUGGACGUCGACACGACCGCCAGCGAAAACACUAGUAAAACAGGCAGUCCGAGAGCUGCAGGAGGUGGAGCAACUGCUGUUGCCACCUAGCAUUGCGCUUUGUGGGCGAGGUGAAAAAUGCAAGUUUCUUUGGUACCGCCUCGCCUUUGUGGCAUACUCGUACUAAGUACCCACUUAGUUACGAAGAACAACCACGAGAAUAAGAAGUCAAGUCGCUAGUCCGAGUUAUGAAACCAUCAUGAUGAUGUUUUCUGAACCUGAACAAAUAGAACUAGUUAAUAUGGCGCAAGAAGAAAUACACCGACCUCCUUCCGAUGCUAGUAUUUGAACCGACAACAUUAUUGACGCCCUUAUUUUUCUUUCAUGUUAUCCGCUAUCGUUUUCGCUUUCAUGGACCACCUAGAUCACAAACUACAGUACCACCAGCAGCAGAAUGAGUCGUAACACACUCGCACUUCUCGUACUAAUUUCCUAAUUAAUAUGAAUCAUGAUCAAGUUCAAGGCCAUCAUCAAACAUCCAUAGCUACUUGGAUUGGUGCUAAUAUGGACAGUGUUGUUAGCGUCGUGUCGCUGUAGUCAAAAGAGAAGGAGUUGAGACGCAAUACGGAUGCACAACUUGUUAUCAACUAGCACCAAUUGCUGGAAACGAAGUGUCAUUGACAUUUUUUCAGUUUCAACGCGGCAUAUUACACCAAGAACACUUAUCACUUAUGUGCUUUCUAGAGCCUCAACCCCUACGAUUCAUAUUCAUCAUGCUAAUUGCCUUAACAAAAUCAAAAAUGCUACUAUCAGCCACCACGAAACUGUAGAGAAGAACAUCAUCUUCAGCUGGCGGUUUUUAUUUGACUUCGGAGGUCGAAAAUCAAAGUUUAACUAUCAAGAAACAUGAGGACGAACGCCGGCUGUGUCUCAAUUCUAUUUUGUAUACGCACAAGCACCGGUACGCACGACCGGUGAAUUUUAGAACGAGGUAUGUUCCCAUUAUUUCCCGUAACAAUGGUAUCUGUUCUCUUACCAUUGCUAGGGCUGGAGGGGGGAUCUUCUAUUAGGAGUCUCAAGACUACGCAUUUCCAAACAACGCACACGCAAAAGAUAUCGCUUAUUCAGUGUCCUCCCUGAAAUUGGGGAUAGGAAACCACGCACGAGCGCGACCCAU
This is a messenger RNA of Amoebophrya sp. A25, 3215 nucleotides long. NCBI's taxonomy places the organism in Eukaryota, Dinophyceae, Syndiniales, Amoebophryaceae. The record is from the annotation of a GenBank genome assembly.